UAUACCUCUCAUCUCAUCAGUUCAUUAUAUGCUCGAUCGUAUCCAGAUCGGUAUUUCUGUCAUCUAAUACUUCACACAAUCUUAUCAUUUCACGGCUUCUUUCAAUUUUCUUGGCCUUUCAUUUUUUUUUGGGUUCUUCGAAGAAUACAAGGCAGCGGCAACUUUAAUUUGUUUCUAGUAAUUAAGUUAUAUUUUUCUUACCAUGUUCUAAUUUUAUGUUGGAAGUAUAAAAUGUGAAUGAUGUUUUGACAUAUUUUGUACAUUUUAUUACAAUCAGCUAGGUAUAUAUGGUUUACGGAAGUUUUAAUUAUUUUUAUAAUAAUAUUUUUGCAAUAUUAAUUAGCUGUUUUUUAAUCAUGUUAAGCAGGUGAUCUAAGAUGGCAGAAAAUCGUGAUUGGAUGUAUAAGCGUCGAAGUCGGACUUCUGGUAAUUUAAACUAUGAGUUUGUAGAAGGUGUUAAACAUUUCUUAGAUUUUGCUUUUAGCAUAUCUGAAAUCCAAGGAGAAAAUAUGGUUAAAUGUCCGUGUAAAAAAUGUAAACUCAGAAAGUACUACGAUAGAGAUACAAUUGAAACACAUUUGUGUAACAGAGGAUUCACAGAAAAUUAUUACACAUGGGUGUGUCAUGGUGAAGAACUGCCAAUAAAUCCUAAUAUAUGUCGAGGCUAUGCACCAAGUGAUGUGGAAUCUUAUGAACAUGUAUCCCUUAGUGGUAGUUAUACCGAACAUAAUAAUUUGUUGGGAUGCACACAAAUGGUCAGGGAGGUGAUGUAUCCGUUCUCCACUAACACCGAAAAUGAAACCAAUGAUUUCAAUAUGUUUCAUUGUGGUGAUGAAGAAAAUGAUGAUAACGGUCUAGAGACUAAUGAAAUGGUGUAUCAAAACCCAAAUGAAAAUGCACGAGAGUUCUAUAAUCUCUUGGAAGAUGCAUCUGCUCCUUUGUAUGAUGGUUGCACGGAUCACAGCAGAUUAUCUGUGGUGUCUGAGCUGUUAAGCGUUAAGAGUCAAUAUAAUAUGUCUGAUGCAUGUUUUGACAAAGUAGCUUCACUUGUGGAAAGGAUUGUUCCAGGUGAUAACAAAUUGCCGAAGAGCUUAUAUCAUGCAAAAAAGAUGGUCGAUGGAUUAGGAUUGCCAUAUUACAAAAUUGAUGCAUGUGAAAACAAUUGCAUGCUAUUUGAUGGUGAUGAUACAGAUUUGGCAUACUGCAAAAGUUGUGGUUCAUGUAGGUACGUCGAAGAUACGAUGGACCAGGGAGGGAAAAGGAAGGCGGUGGCUAAAAAGGUUUUGCGCUAUUUGCCAAUAACAGAGCGGUUGAAGAGAAUGUAUAUGUCAUCAAAAACUUCUAAAUUCAUGACUUGGCAUAAACAAGGUGCGUCGUCCACUCACACUACCAUUUCACAUCCAUGUCAUUCAGAGGCAUGGAAACACGUUGAUCAGACUUACCCUUCUUUUGCUCUUGAGUGUAGAAAUGUGCGUUUGGGUUUAUGCACAGAUGGGUUCAAUCCGAAUUCUGAUUUCAGUAACCCAUACUCAAUUUGGCCUGUAUUCAUUGCUGUAUACAAUUUGCCUCCUGAUCUUUGCAUGAAAGAGCCAUAUAUAUUUAUGGCCAUGCUGAUACCUGGUCCCCGAUCUCCAGGAAGGAACAUCGAUGUUUUUUUAAGACCACUUAUUGAUGAGUUAAACAUGUUGUGGAAUGUUGGAGUUGAAACAUGGGAUGCUUAUCGGAAGCAAAAUUUCAUGUUGAGGGCAUGUCUUUUAUGGACAAUUAGUGACUUUCCAGCAUAUGGAAUGUUAUCGGGAUGGAGCACACAUGGUCGAUUAGCAUGCCCUUACUGUUUGGGAGAAGGAGUUGGCCACCAACUUAAGUUUGGGAAGAAGCCAUGUUGGUGGGGUUGUCAUAGGAGGUUUUUAGGAUAUGGACAUGCAUUUCGUCGUGACACGCAAUCAUGGGGAGUUUUGGGAAGUGAACGUAGGAGACCUCCACCGAUAAAAUCGGGCGUUGAAAUUUUGAGGAGUAUGGAGGGCAUUAUAUUUCCACCAUUUGGCUCUCAAUAUGACAACUUGCGUGCUGAUGGUUUUGGUAGAACUCACAAUUGGAUCAAAAGAUCUAUUUUUUGGGAACUACCAUAUUGGGAACAUUUACUUGUGCGACAUAACCUUGAUGUAAUGCAUAUUGAGAAAAAUUGUUUUGAUAAUGUGUUUAACACAGUUAUGGAUGUCAAGGGGAAAACUAAAGAUAAUUCCAAUUCGAGGCGUGAUAUGGAGAACAUGAACAUACGAAAAGAACUGCAUUUGUACGAUCGUAACAUGGCCACAUAUCAGCCAAAAGCAAGUUAUGUGUUAGAUAGACCAAGCAUCAUCAAUAUCUGCCAUUGGUUGAAGCAUGAAGUUAAACUACCUGAUGGUUAUUCAUCUAACAUUGGACAUUGUGUGAACACAAUUACAAAUACAUUCUAUAGUAUGAAAAGCCAUGAUUGUCAUGUGUUCAUGCAACGUCUACUUCCAAUAACACUGCGUGGUUACCUCAGGUCACCAAUUUGGGUAACAAUUUCUGAGUUCUGCAAAUUUUUUAGACUUAUUUGUGCAAAGGAACUUUGUAUUGCAGACAUCGAAAAAAUGGAGGAUGCUAUUGCAGUUACGCUGUGUAAACUCGAGAAAAUAUUCCCUCCCAGUUUUUUUGAUUCCAUGGAGCAUUUGACUAUCCACCUGCCAUGGGAGUUAAAAAUUUGUGGCCCUGUGCAAUUUCGUUGGAUGUACCCUUUUGAGCGGUUGAUGAAAAAACUGAAAGAAAAGGCAAAAAAUAAACAAUUCUUAGAGGGAUCAAUUGUUGAAAAAUUUUGGGUUCAGGAAGUUGCUCUAUUUUGUGAGCAUUACUUUGAUGAUAAUCUAGGUACCCGGAUCAAUCCUCAUGUACGAAAUGAAGUUCGGCCUAAUAUGUUAAAUGUGGGGGAAACUUCUAAUGAUAUAGACAGCUUGUCUAUCUUCAAGCAUCCUGUUAGAAAUUUCAGUCGAGUGAAGAAUCAUGUAUUGACAGAUGAAGAUCUGCACCAUGUCCAUAGCUAUGUUCUAUUUAAUAGCCCUGAAGUGCAACCGUACAUCGAACAAUAUGAAUGUCUACUUCGACAAUCUUCCCCAACAUUGAAUGAUUCUGGUGUUGCCGAACAAAGAAUGACACACUUUGCUACAUGGUUUGAGUUAAUGGCCCAACAAUAUCCUCAAAGUUUCACCAAACAACUAAUAGAGUUAUCACAAUGGCCUAAAAAGAAAUGCAAGGCAUAUGGUGGCUCCUAUGUAAAUGGAUUCAAAUUCCAUACUAAAAUGAAUGGAGAGGUUAAACGCACAGCUAACUGGGGCAUUUGUGUGCUUGGAGAAACUUCAGGGGACGGUCGUUAUGAUUUCUACGGAAUACUUGAUGAUAUUAUUGAACUUCGUUACAAAAAUAAUGAAGUAACAAUAUUCAAAGGAACAUGGUUUGAUCCAACCAAUGGCGUACGCCUUCAUAAACCAUCUGGAGUAGUUGACAUCCGUCACACAUCACGCUUACAUCCAGAAGAUCCAUUUAUUCUUGCUAGUCAAGCACAACAAGUAUAUUACGUUAAAUAUCCAACAGAGGGGUUAAGUGAUUGGCUUGCUGUAAUUAAAACAAAACCCAGACACAUCAUCCAAGGUGAUAUUGAUACAUAUGAUGAACCUGAAGACAUAAUUGAUGUUGACGCUGAUCAAGAAGAUUUUAUUGUCGAAGAUGGUGGUGUCUUUGAUGAUCCUGAUCUUGAAGGUCGGGAUCUUCUUCUACAUGUGGGGAUUGCUCCAGAAAUUGUUGUUGAUGGUGACGAGGAUGAGAAUUCAGAAGAUUCUGAAGAAGACAUUCCAAAUUAUAUAUGACUUUGUCUUCAGUAUUUAUUGUAUUUGAAUAUCUUUUAAAGAAUAAUUAUUGUUGACACUUAUUAUUCUGGCUGAUUCGGCUGGUAUGUGUAUUAUUUGCCUAAAAAGUUUGAAAACAUUAAAAUCGGUUGAAUCGACUGAUUCUGCUGAAAUUUCUAAUGUUCUGC
Messenger RNA from Cuscuta epithymum, 4048 nucleotides. The record is from the annotation of a GenBank genome assembly. NCBI's taxonomy places the organism in Eukaryota, Viridiplantae, Streptophyta, Magnoliopsida, Solanales, Convolvulaceae.